ACCAAACUAACGUCCAAGCGCCAUAGUUGCUCUCUAAUUUUUUCUUUUUUGGGGGACUACAAUCGAACGUCCUUGUUUGGAGUUUGAAGCCCAUUCUGCCCAAAAAUCUUGAAGCCCAUAAGACAUGCCUCGCUCAACGUCAGCCUCGGAGGUUCAAACUUCAACUCAGAGACUGCAAUCUUCGCCCUUCGAAGCUGUAGGACACAAUUUGGGAUCUGUGGAUCAUGUUUUUCAGGCGACUUGCAGUGGCGCUUCCUCACUCAAGAAGGUUCUUUAGCAGUAACAGCAACCAUGAUCUUGCAAGCGCCAUUGAUGCCCUAAAUAAGGAAAUGGAAUCUGUAUUUGGUGAACCUCCAUCAGAUGGACCUGCAAGUUCUGUAAGAAAUGAAUAUAAGGCUGAAGAAACCCAGUUCGUUUCUCAUAAAGGAGUUAAAAGCACAAUUGGCCUGACCCACAUUGGCAGUAUGGGUGAAGCCCAAAUGGUAGAUGUUUCUCCCAAAGAAAGUAGUAAGAGAACUGCAAUUUCUAGUUGUAAGGUAAUUCUUGGCAAGAAGGUGUUUGAUUUGGUCUUAGCUAACCAAAUUGCCAAGGGAGAUGUCCUUAGUGUGGCGAAAAUUGCAGGAAUAAGUGGAGCAAAGGAAACUAGCAGUCUCAUCCCACUAUGCCACAACAUAACCUUGACUCAUGUUCGUGUCGAUCUGACACUGAACCCUGAGGAUUUUAGUGUGGAUAUAGAAGGGGAAGCUGCAUCUACCGGAAAAACUGGGGUUGAAAUGGAAGCAAUGACUGCUGUGACCAUUGCUGCUCUUACAGUUUAUGAUAUGUGCAAGGCUGCUUCUAAGGAUAUCCAGAUUACAGAUAUACGACUUGAGCGCAAAACUGGUGGGAAGAGCGGGGACUGGUCCAGGGAGGAGUGAUAGGGUUAGGGUGUUUGAAGAAGAUUAUAGUGCAAAAUGCUCUUCCAAAUGUCUUGAAGCUUAGUUUUUCGUGGAUGCUUACCUAUCCAAUUGGAAACGAAAAAUGAGUAUUGGCUUACAUUCUGUAAAUUUUUCAAUGGAGAUGUCCCGUUAAAAAAUGAAUGGACAAUAUUGCAAGAUUGGAGAAAAAGUCUACUUAUUUUUUCACCGGAAGCAAUCUUGCCCGUUCAUUUUUUUAACAGGAGAUCUCCAUUGAAAAAUUUACAGGAUGUAAGCCAAAUGAAAGUGCUACUCCUUUCUUCUUUACUUUCAGAACUUGAAGGCAAUAUUUAUGUACAAAUUGAGUUGUUACAUAUUAAAACUGCUCGUUCACCUAACAUGUAUCGAAGUGGCUUGCAUCU
This is a messenger RNA of Corylus avellana, 1318 nucleotides long. It is a transcript of the gene CNX3, whose product is annotated as cofactor of nitrate reductase and xanthine dehydrogenase 3. Gene Ontology annotation, biological process: Mo-molybdopterin cofactor biosynthetic process. The record is from RefSeq and is a predicted model, not a curated record. Lineage: Eukaryota; Viridiplantae; Streptophyta; Magnoliopsida; Fagales; Betulaceae.